Messenger RNA from Soboliphyme baturini, 2070 nucleotides. NCBI's taxonomy places the organism in Eukaryota, Metazoa, Nematoda, Enoplea, Dioctophymatida, Soboliphymatidae. The record is from the annotation of a GenBank genome assembly.
AUGAAACACCGCAAAAGUCGACUAGUAGGUCAGGGUGCAACGUGGGAGCAAUUGCCUUCACUGUAUCAGAAGUUGCAGCUAAAGGAGAAAGAGCUUUGGGCUGAUUUCGCUAACAGCACGCACUCAAAAUUGUCGCUACCUUCUACGAUUGAAGAGAAAACGACUUCCUUUCAACAGUUGCUGAUCAUUCAAACAAUUCGACCGGAUUGCUUACAUACAGCAAUGCAGAACUUUGUGAAGCGAGCGCUAGGUAUAAACGAGCUCAAACCACCAUCUCUGAAUCUAAAGUCACUGUUUACAAAUGAUUCAACAAGUAAUGUUCCUAUCCUUAUCAUCGCCAGUUACGGCGAUGAUCCAUCUAAAGAACUCGAUCACCUAGCAGAAUCGGUGGUAACUUCAGACAGAUACGUUCAGAUUGCGAUGGGACAGGGUCAAAUGGAACGAGCUACCGAUCUACUGAGGGAAUGCGCUGCAGUCGGAAAAUGGCUGUGCAUCAAAAAUUUGCAUCUCGCAAUAUCUUGGAUCCCGCAGUUGGAAAGAGAACUGAAAGCGUUGAAGCUCCACGAUAGCUUUCGGCUGUGGAUCACCACCGAGCCGAAUGCUGAAUAUCCGGCUAUGUUUUUACAGAACUGCCUGAAGGUCACUUAUGAAUCUCCCCCCGGUUUAAAGAAAAACGUUCUUCGCAUUUACGACACUUUCGAAGAUGCAUACAUAUCGAAAGGCAACGUGCAGUGGGCGAGAGGUUUGUUCGCGUUAAGUUGGUUUCAUGCGGUAUGCCAAGAAAGACGCUCGUACAUUCCACAGGGCUGGAACUGCUUUUACGAAUUUACGUAUUCCGACUUCAGAGUUGCCCUUGAUGUUAUGGAUAAAAGCUUCUAUCGACGAGAAGCCAGACCACAAUUGGAAUUCAUCCGUGGCAUAAUCGAAACGUGCGUCUACGGAGGAAGAAUCGACAAUGCGUUUGAUGUCAGGGUGAUGCAGGCGUAUUUAAAGGAGUUUUUUAACCCUGAAUUAAUCAACGGACAUAAUAGGGGCGAAUGCUUCUUCAGUCCUGAACUGACUUUGCCGAGUUCAAAUCUUAUCAAGGACUACGUCGAUGCGGUGAAGGUCGUCAACGACGAUAACUUGCCGAAACUGUUGGGCCUACCGGCGAAUAUGAAACGAUCGUGGGAGCAGACGGAAGGCCUGAAGAUUAUCGAGAAGUUGCAGGACGUUUCGCCCUUCGACUACUGUCCAUCCGAUUUUGAUAUUACCGAAUGGACAAAUGUUCUGAUGCCGGUGUUGACAGUUUGGAAGAAGUUGAAUCAAUCUUCAACCUUGCACCACGCAAAGCUACAGCAACUGGUCAAUCAGCCUGAUAGCUCGGCCGUAGCGAAUUUUGUUCGAACAGAACGCAACUAUGCCGUGAAGCUAGUGCAACUGAUACAUAGCGAUUUGUCAGUGAUUAACAAAGUUUUACGAGGAAGCGCUAAAUUCGAACGUGCGUCAAUGGAUCUGGCUGUUUCCCUCUUUCGUCAAAAGACUCCUUCGGCCUGGCACAAAGAAUGGCAAGGACCAGAAAACUUGACGGCUUACAUGUAUGCCGUGAUGCAACGAGCGAAAGCUGUCAAUCAGCUGUCUAUGAAAUCGGGUGCACAUUUGCUGCUAAACGAAACGGUGAACCUUUCCGAACUUUUCCAUCCAGGCGCCUUCCUGAAUUCACUUAGGCAGGAAACAGCGAGGAAAAAAUCAGUCGCGAUUGAUGUUCUGAAGUUCUCCGUCUCCUGGAAGGAUGAAACAAGCUCUGACAUUUGGGUCAGGAUUAAUGGAAUUCAAAUCGAAGGCGCCUUAUUCGACGGCACCGCAUUGCGAGAAACGUCUUCCAACUUUCCGCCUGUCGCUAACGUACCGACUUGUUUUGCGGCCUGGAUUCAAGAAGAACAGCCUUCGUCCCAACAGGCAGAAAGGGCACUUAUGGUUCCUCUGUACGCAAACAGUAGGCGACAGCAGCUGAUUACGACAUUCGAGCUUCCAGUUGAAAACAGUCUCAACAAAUGGCAUAUUCUGAACGUAGCCAUGUUUCUUAAGUGA